UUUGGUUACAUGCGACGGUCGGUGCAUAACAAAUGGUCGACAUGUUUCAUCAACGAUGCGGUCAUCAUAUUACUUUAACGAACAACAAUUGCACGGCCGUACGGGAUCAUUCGGAUUACAAUUACGGAUUGGUUUUCAGCGCGGAGCCAUUAAAGAAUGACGAACUUUUCGAAGUCCGAAUCGACAAGAAGAUGAUAUCAUGGAGUGAUAGCAUACAGAUCGGUGUAACAGAAUUUGAUCCAGAAAUUACAGAACUGCCAAACUGUGCUACCAACCUUUGUCAAGGAACAUGGAUUAUGUCCAUCUCCGAUAUAGUCCACAAUGGAAUAAGGAUAGUAGAAAUGUACGGAACAAACUUGGACUCUUUAGGCGAAAAAAGUACUUUGGGAUUAAUGAGAACAUCUAAUCACGAGCUGAUAUUUUACAUCAAUGGAGUUUCUCAAGGUGUGGCAGUAUCCAAUAUCCCAGAACGUGUUUUUGCAGUCGUAGAUAUUUAUGGUGCUUGUACACAAAUUACUAUAACUCACACGCAAAUUGCCUCUGUUGUAUGUAACAAGCCAAAGGACGAAGUUGAAAUUAAUAAUGAUUAUGCUCUUGGGGAAACAUCUAAUUCCUCCACAACUAAUCUAGUCGCUAAUUUGAAUGUUAAUUUAAAUGUUAAUGUAAAUGUUAAUUUACCCAAGAAUCCAAGUCUUGCUGCUAUUAGAGAGGACAGACUGAGGUUUCAUGAGAGGGUUGGUACACUGGUAAAACUAUCCAACAAUGCCAGAACUGCUGAAAGGAUGAGACCUUUAGAUGAAUUUAAUAAUGGUGUAGUAAUGACUCAUAGACCAUUAAGGGACAAUGAAUUGUUUGAAGUACGAAUUGACAGACUCGUGCACAAAUGGUCGGGCAGUAUAGAAGUUGGAGUCACUAUGCAUAGUCCUACAGCAUUGGAAUUCCCUGCAACAAUGACUAACAUGCGGUCAGGAACAACAAUGAUGUCUGGCUGUGGGAUUUUGGUAAAUGGAAAGGGCACUUGCCGUGAAUACGGAGAAUUUAACUUAGAUGAAUUGAGGGAAGGAGACAGGGUAGGCAUGAUAAGACGAAGCAAUGGGAAUCUUCAUUAUUUAAUAAAUGGUUUAGACCAAGGUAUUGCUGCUAAAAUACCUACAGGUGUAUGGGGUGUUAUUGAUCUCUAUGGUAUGACGGUAAAAGUUACGAUCGUGGAUCGAGAUGAAAGGGAAGAACAAAAUUUAGUUACUAGAAGAAACACUUUGCAACUGCAAGGCCUAAAUGAAACGGAAGAAGAACCACCGGAUAGACUUAUGUUCCAUUCCUGCUGUGGUACGCACGUGGAAGUGAUUAAUAAUGGACGCACAGCGCAUAGGCCUAACAUAAUGGACGAUUUCAACAACGGCGUUGUACUAACUUCAAGACCGCUGAAAUUAAAUGAAUUGUUCGAAGUUAGAUUGGACAAAAUUGUGACAAAGUGGGCAGGAUCCAUCGAGAUAGGGGUUACCACUCAUUCUCCAACCGAACUGGAGUUCCCUUUCACUAUGACAAAUGUUAGAUCCGGCACAUGGAUGAUGACAGAAAAUGGAGUAAUGCACAAUGGCACUACCAUUAUAGAUCAGUACGGUCAGAACCUCGAUCGACUGCAAGUCGGAGACCGUGUAGGCGUGAUGAGAAAGGAUAACGCGACGUUGCAUUUUUACGUGAACGGAGCUGACCAAGGAGCUGCUGCAAUGAAUGUGCCCGAAAGAAUUUAUGGCGUUAUAGAUCUUUAUGGUCAGGCGGCACAGGCAACUAUAGUUGACAAUGCAGACUUAUAUAGCCCUACAACAAAUAAUUCAAGUUUUAGCAAUACAACUUUGUAUAGUGACUUAAGGUUUCAUCACAUACACGGUAAAAAUGCAAAGAUAAUAAACAACGGAUUGACCGCGUUGAGGCCUAGAGCUUUAGGCGAGUUCAAUGAGGCCAUCGUAAUAGCGAAUCGUGCGCUGCGGGAUGGUGAGAUGUUCGAGGUGACCAUCGAUAAAAUGGUCGAUCGUUGGACCGGCGCGAUCGAAGCUGGCGUGACCGUCAUAAGGCCCGACGAAUUGGAAUUUCCAUCCACAAUGACGGACAUCGAUCACGAUACUUGGAUGCUGUCUGGUUCUAACGUUAUGCGAGACGGCGCAACUUUGAGAAAUCAUUAUGCCUGUGAUUUGGACAAAUUGGCAGAGGGUAAUCGUAUCGGUAUGAUGCGAUGUUCAGAUACUAGCUUGCAUUAUUAUUUAGACGGAGUGGAUCAAGGGCCUGCUUGCACGGGCUUACCACCACACGUCUAUCCUGUGAUUGAUUUGUAUGGUCAGUGUGUUCAGGUCACGAUUGUGCUACCCGAACGCAGAGAUCCCAUGACACAACAGUAUUUACCAUCGGAGAAUAGCACUAGUCAACAGCCUACAUCCGUGAUUCAACUUCAAGCUCAGACAGAAAUUAUGCACAAGUUUCAUGAGUCCGUUGGCUUAAACGUUCAGUUGAACAGCGAUAGAACAAUAGCGACUAGGUGUAGGGAAUACAAUAACGCUAUACUGCUAAGCGAGACACCAUUAGAGAAUAACGAGAUAUUCGAAAUUUCCAUUCAAGAAGUCGCGCGAGAAUGGAGUGGCUGCUUGAGGAUAGGCGUUACAAGUAACGAAAAUGGAAAUUGGUUAACGUCUAUGAACCUUGUACCUGGUAUGGGAUGUAUUCCAGUCGAUGCUUGGUACUUGACAGGUGACGAAGUGAGACACAACGGGUAUGUUCUGUGUAUGAAUUACUGUCCAAGCUUGGAAUGGUUACGCGUAGGCGAUAAAAUUGGAAUGAAACGCACGCACGAGGGUUAUUUAAAGUUUUACAUAAAUGGCGAGGACAUGGGCGUGGCAGCGUCAAACAUACCAGAAAUGGUGUACGCUGUUAUCGAGCUUUUUGGCAGUACCGUGGCUGUGAAUAUUACGAGUAGCAAGCAACAAAAUACCGCAGUAUCGCCAAACGCCAGCUUGAAGUUGCAAGAUUCUCUGGAGUUAUUACUAGAUCCCAUGCCGCCUGUUUUGCGCAAUGACGCUGGAAUGGAUACGUCUGUAGAUGUAUCCGAAGGAAAAUUAGUCAAUGAUAUAACGCUUACGCCAACGCAACCUACUUCCCAUUUGGUAGGAGAAAGCGAUUGGAACUACGAGUUUCAUGAAAAUCAUGGAAGAAAUAUACAACUCGAGUCCAAAACUGUUGCAAAAAGGGUUGCGAGUUAUAAUCAGGGAGUGGUAAUGUCUAGUCGUCCUUUAAUAAAGGGCAAGCCAUUUUUAGUAAAAAUAGAAAAGAUAAAUGAACGAUGGGUUUCCAAUGUUCUUUGCGGUGUGACUUGCAUCUCACCGGAGAAGGCUAACUUUCCUUUGACCGCUCUUGGUUUCAAAAAACACUCGUGGAUCAUCUGUAGCGAUUGGAUAUCGCAUAACGGUAUCAGGGUAAAAACAAAGUAUGGAGCUGCUUUGGAAGGUUUACAGUGCAAUUCUGUAAUAGGUUUGUUCAUCGACGAAGAAAAUAGAUUACGCUUAAUUAUUAAUAGUGUGGAUCAAGGAGUAGCCGCAACGGACUUGCCCCCCUAUGUUUACGCUGUGUUUGACCUGUAUGGUCAGUGUGAACAGGUUUCCGUUGUUGGAAAUAACGUUGAGACAUUUACGUCUUCUUCUGUCGACAAUACUGCGACUGUAACGUCGAUGGAAUGUAUCAGAACGAAGUUGGAGGACGCAGAAAAUUCAAGGGAGAAGGCUGACCUGGAGUGUCACGAAAAGGAGAACAUCGUUGCUGCAACGUGUUCGGAUCUGUCUACUUCCACGUCACCGAGUGUGCCCAGCCCGUGCAGUUCGAACGUUAAGGACGAUAAUAUUGUAGAAUAUUCGACGUGCAAUAAUGACAAUGCGCAUUUAACAAAUAGCAUUGAAAACAAAGCGGCUCCCAGUGUGUCCGACAGCAAUAAUUUGGAUCCAAGCUUAGAUGUGACCAACGAUACACGAAGCAUUAAGAAUAAGAGUUACGACAACUCGAACCAGCUGAACAAUAGCGCGAUAUCGAACAGCCAAUCCGAGAACUCGAUCAUUAGGAACGAAUGUACAAAUGUAGAGAUAAAUAACGCGACUAAUAUUAAUAUUAAAAACGCGAACAGCACCACCAACAUUACUAGUUUGAACAGUAACAACGCGAUAAACGAAAGCAUAGCGUCCAAUAGUCAAGGGAAUAAUAUAAGUGCCACGCAUCAGAAUCACGCAUCGACCAACAUGUUAAGUUCGUCGCAGACAUUCUCGUCUCAGAAUACGUUGAGCAACGCGACCUCCGACAUUUCUAAUACGGUUUCUUCUAAUUUCAACGAUGUACGUUCGAACAUGUCCUGGAACAACACCGUGUCCAUCGACAAUUCCGUCGGCGGAAACACGACUCUCUCAGGACAAAACCUAGCCCCCCCUUGCAACGCACCUUCAUUGCAACUAUUGCAAGCUCCAUCGUUACCGUCCACACCACUCGGAACGAACUCCGUACCCUCGAAAAAGUGCGAAUACUUAAAGGCGUGCAUGAGGUUAAAGAAAUCGUUGGUUCUGCCAGACGAGUUCUUCUCUCUGGACGACGUGUUGUGUUACUGUAGCGCAUGUUACAAAAUAGACGAAGAUAGUGCAGUUUGUAAGAAAGGCGAACCGCCAGCCGAGUUCGCUGUACCAAUUGGUUGGACCAGGUUUCCAUUGAAGCAAAACAUCAAUGCCAAUCAGAUCCCACAGAGUACAACGGAUAAGUGGCACGUUGCUUUCUAUGGUAUACGUCUGGAUGCGAUCAGAUUAAUCCUCGACACAGGAGAGCUUAUGACAAAGGAGCAGCUGGAUGUGAGUAAUCUAACUAUGAAUAUAAAGGCAGAAGACCAGAAUCCUCAGGUGAUUUUCUCCCCCAAUAUAAAGUAUGCUGCGUCCGAGGAGUUCACCAGAAAGUAUCCGUACAUCGAUACCCAGUCGAAUAAAAAGCUGAAUGCAUCUACCGCGUUCCAGUUGCUAGUAAGACCAGGUUCGUACACGAUCAGUCCUGGUGGCAAGGACGGCGACGAACCCCAGUUCAAUUCCAGCAAAUGGGCAACCAAAGAAGCAGGGGCCACAGUUAUUGUGGCUCUUUUAGUUUACCUCGAUGGAUUUUAAUUUAAUCUGCCAUGAAAAUAUAGGAACGUUCCACAUUACGAUCAGCUGUGGGAAACGCGUUUUCGUUUCGAGGACAAACGAAUGUACAUAAGCAUUAUAUAACGUAAUAUAAUUACUGUAAGAUUUUUUAAGAUGGAUUUUUUAUCUUAAAUUAUUCCGUCGAAUCUCCGCUAAAUGUAUAUUUACGUUAAAUUAUACGUUAGGUACCUUAGUACGAGCUAUUGCGAUCGAUUUUCACGAAAAUCUGUUGAAGAUUUUGUUACCCUUUUACUUAAUUUAGUAUACAAUUAUUUAUUGAAAGAUGAUACACGGUGGGUGUAAUUCCAUUGGCUGUCGAUUGAAGGAAUUUCAAUGAUCAAUUCGUUGAAGUAUACAGUAGUAUGUAUAUCAAAUACAUAGUGUUUGUAUUAUGUUAUACAGAUAAUGUAGCUACUGGUCUAGGUUUACGGCGUCGAACAGGCUCGCCGCCAUAUUAAAGAAGCACAUCUUAAUUGUCAAGAUUUACGCCUAACGAAUACCAAAUCUUUAAGUAUUAGUCACUAAACUGAAAGUCUCUCUUUCACUCUCACUCCCCUUCUUUUUUCUUUUGUUUAAAGCACCAAUUUGCAACGUCGAAACAGACACGUUAUAUGUAUAAUGUAGAAAUAAAUUGUUGCAAUUGUAAAUCACAACACGAGGCUACCAUAGAGAGUUCUCAAGAAUAAAAUUACCACGACUCGGAUACUUUCAGGAAAAUGUAAUAACUAUAUUUUCAAAUACGCUGUUUAGAGACGCAGUUUUUCUUUGUGAAUAUCAUGUGCACUAUUUAUA
Messenger RNA from Colletes gigas, 5978 nucleotides. It is a transcript of the gene Neurl4, whose product is annotated as neuralized-like protein 4. The transcript is spliced from 17 exons. The record is from RefSeq and is a predicted model, not a curated record. Gene Ontology annotation, molecular function: ubiquitin protein ligase activity. NCBI's taxonomy places the organism in Eukaryota, Metazoa, Arthropoda, Insecta, Hymenoptera, Colletidae. The coding region runs from base 33 to 5168 and encodes 1711 amino acids.